Saxophila tyrrhenica is the source of this 1962-nucleotide messenger RNA. RefSeq lists its product as uncharacterized. The coding region runs from base 1 to 1962 and encodes 653 amino acids. The transcript has 6 exons. The record is from RefSeq and is a predicted model, not a curated record. Lineage: Eukaryota; Fungi; Ascomycota; Dothideomycetes; Mycosphaerellales; Extremaceae.
AUGUCAGUCUACCGGACAAUCCUGCUACUCUGGGCGGUCUUCCUGCAACUCGAUUCAGUCCUUGCGAAUCCAAUUGCACUACCUACCAAAGCGAAACCUCAUCGCGGCGGUCACCAGCGCCAUCAGAACCGAAUGAAGUACGGCCCGGUGGAUGCCUCGACUGUGGCAGAUCGCGAGAACCGAGAAAUCACUGUAGAUGCGGGCGUGGGAGACUUCGUCUACUCCGGCGUUGGUGGACUGAUGCACAUGGUCAAAAAAGAGUAUGGCUUGCGACGAACAGAAUCGUUUUACUGGGGACCAGCGGGCAAUCCCUACGCUAACCUUACGGCCUUCACGAAUGGCAAGGAUGUCCGUGUCCUGUCGCUAGAGCGCUUCCAAAACGUCCUACAGCACGCCAAAUGCACACCGGAGUCCGUGACGUUCACUUUCCUGAAAGAGGUGAACUUUGACACAGUCCAGAGAGAGUGGAGCUGGAUCAACGACGCUGACGAGCAUUACCUCGUCCUCGUUACCGAGAAUGCUCGCUGCAAUGUGCCUGACGGAGACCCAACCAAUCGCCAGCCUUGGAAGGUUUCGAAGGCAACGUUCGACGAUGAGACUAAUACAGUCGUCCUCACGGCCGAGCCGAGAACAUGGCAGAACGCUUUUGAACAAUGGCAUCUGAAGGUCUCUAGCCAAGCCAUCAAUGCCGCUUCAAAUAGUAGCUUGGUGAAGCGGUGGGGCACCGACGAAGAAGUCCAGUUCCCUCUCGCUGCCGACUUCUCAACAGAUCCCAUCGCACUAUAUUCGGAUGACUCGACCUCCUCCACUGGAUCAAUAUCCUGUAACCCCUGUUACACCACAGGAGGUACCAAACCCAUGGGCAAAACCCUACCAGCUCUGAUACAUUUGCUAACCCUUUUGCCCUUCUGUUUGCAGCUUUGGUAUCCUGACGGGAUCAACGUUGGCGAUAUCGUUGAGCUCGGGCCAGCCUUGAAAAUCGACCUCUUCGGUCAACUUGAUUCCACGACCGCCAAAUUCGAUGUCUUCACGGCCGGCGUUUCAAUGGAGAUUCCUUCGGAUUCCAUUGCGGUACUGGACUUCGAGGAUGCCUCGCAGAACGUAUGGCAAGGUUGGAGCCCGAUCUUCCAUUCCGAGCUCCCCUCCACGCCUUGGUCUGCAGAAAUGUCCAUGUCAGCAUCUGCCGGCAUCGAAACUCGCAUUGAGUUCGACGUCCUAGUAUUCGACCACGGCUUCCUUGCCGGACUGGCUCUCGCCGCACCUUCCGUUGGGAUUUCGGCGUCAGGCCUGGCGGCACAGGGAGGCGUCUGUGGCGUCUCUGAAGCCUCACUGGGGGUCGAAUUUGGCGUUAACGUAGGUGUCGAACUGGACUUCUUUGUUGGGGCGGGAGAGGAUGGAGACUUGCCAAACAAGAUGCCCAUCUUCGCUACUUCGUACGAUCUGCUUUCGACAUGCGAGGUUGUUGCAUCGGGCGCUCCGCCGUCGCCUUCUUCGAUUGCCACACCCGGAAGCGUCUCCGUUCCGUCCUAUCCAAGUGGUUCUGCGAAGGCAUCUGGCUCCUAUACUCCUGCGGCAAGCUCAUACCCUGUCGGCAGCUCAUCUCGACAGCAAGCGAGUCCGUGGCCGGCAUACUCCAGUUCGCAACCGGCGGUGAUCUCUUACUACCCGACCUCAAGCUCACAACCAGCGAAGAGCUCUUAUGUCCCUCCUGCCAGCUCGUACAUUGUGGUUCCGGCCGCCUCGUCGUCUGAUUAUUAUUCAACUACGACCACCAUCUACGUUCCCCAGAGCUCGUACGUUCCUCCGGCCGCCUCGUCGUCUGAUUACUACUCGACGACUGUGACGGUCUGGGUCGAACCUUCGUCAAAUGUGGUCGCGUACAGCUCCUCGAAGGUGUACGACUCGACGGUCGUCGUGUACGUAUCAGCUUCGUAUCCAGCACCGAGCUCGAGUGGAUGGUGA